CAGCGGAUGAGGAAGCGCCGUUAGUGCGGCCUUAGCUGCGCCAAAACUGCCCGAAACAGAGAGGCGUAAGCCAAUACUCGAGCCCCAUUGAUCUAUAUUGUAUACAGCGUCAACCUGGGCUGUAGCUAGCGGGCGUCCGUAACAUAUAUCCGUAUGAGAUAAGCUGCCUGUAAAUCAGAUUUCCCCCAGGACUGACGUGCGGUGCAUAUAAGCACUGGGAAUACUGACUUAGACACAUUCCGCUCCAAGGGGCCGCUUCCUGUCACUUGUUGGAACCAUGUCGGACCCCCCAAGUUCCUCCACCCCAUCAUCCUCGGACCCUGCCCGCAUCAUAAAAGUGACUGUAAAAACCCCCAAGGAGAAAGAGGAAUUUGCCGUACCUGAAAAUAGCAGCAUCAGGGAGUUCAAGGAGGAUAUCUCCAAGCGCUUUAAAUCCAGCACAGAACAACUUGUUUUAAUAUUUGCUGGAAAGAUUUUAAAAGACCAGGACACCCUUAGCCAGCAUGGAAUCCAUGAUGGAUUGACAGUUCACCUUGUCAUCAAAACUCAAAACCGAUCACAGGCUGCAACGGCUUCUCAAGCAAGCAGCUCCAGCACAUCCGCUACCAACUCUACAACAUCAAGCAGUAGUACCACUACAACAACAACCACAGGCACUCCUCUUGGCUUAGGAGGUCUGGGUGGGCUAGCAGGGCUGAGCAGCCUGGGCAUGAAUGCAUCCAACUUUUCUGAACUCCAAAGUCAGAUGCAGCAGCAGCUUAUGUCCAACCCAGAAAUGAUGGUUCAGAUCAUGGAGAAUCCAUUUGUUCAGAGUAUGCUUUCUAAUCCUGACCUCAUGAGUCAAUUGAUAAUGGCAAAUCCACAAAUGCAACAGUUAAUCCAGCGGAAUCCAGAAAUAAGCCAUAUGCUUAAUAACCCGGAUAUUAUGCGGCAAACAUUAGAACUUGCUAGAAACCCAGCAAUGAUGCAAGAGAUGAUGAGGAACCAGGACAGAGCCCUGAGCAACUUAGAAAGUAUCCCUGGUGGUUAUAAUGCCCUGAGAAGGAUGUAUACUGACAUACAGGAACCCAUGCUGAAUGCUGCCCAAGAACAGUUCGGAGGCAAUCCUUUUGCUUCUCUUGUAAGCAAUGCAUCAAAUGCAGGCAACCAACCUUCUCGAACAGAAAAUAGAGAUCCUUUACCAAAUCCAUGGGCUCCUCCUUCUAGCACUGCAGGGUCUACAUCCACUGGGAGCACUACAGGAGCAAACAGCACAGGCAGCAGUACCACCACUACAACAAGCUCAACUCUACCUAAUUUGGGAGCUGGCAUGUUUAAUACUCCUGGCAUGCAAAGCUUGAUGCAACAGAUAACAGAGAAUCCUCAGCUGAUGCAGAAUAUGUUGUCUGCACCAUACAUGAGAAGCAUGAUGCAGUCUCUUAGCCAGAACCCUGAACUCGCAGCUCAGGUCAUGCAGAAUAAUCCUCUCUUUUCUGGAAAUCCUCAACUGCAAGAACAGAUGAGACAGCAGCUUCCAUUUUUCCUUCAACAAAUGCAGAACCCUGAAACUUUAUCAGCAAUGUCAAAUCCAAGAGCAAUGCAGGCUUUGCUGCAGAUCCAGCAAGGGUUGCAAACACUUGCUACUGAAGCACCAUCUCUAAUGCCAAGAACAAAUCCACCUUUUGGUGGACUGGGGAGUCCUAAUUCAUCACCUGCAAGUGUUCCUUCCUCUGCGCCCACAGAAAAUUCAAGUCCACUGUCAGGAUUAUCUGAACCAGGGCAUCAGCAGUUUAUUCAACAAAUGCUGCAAGCCCUUUCUGGUGCUAAUCCACAGAAUCAGAAUCCAAAUCCAGAAGUUAGGUUUCAGCCACAGCUCGAACAACUAAGUGCGAUGGGGUUUUUAAACAGAGAAGCUAACUUACAAGCUUUAAUAGCCACUGGUGGAGACAUCAACGCAGCUAUUGAACGACUACUGGGCUCUCAACCAUCAUAGCAACAUUUUUCCACCAAGAAACAAAGUGUAAUUUAUUUUUGAUAAUGGCUCUUCAGUCUGGAUAAAACACCUGCUUUAUUUCAAUCGGACUCACGGAUUACCUUCUUGUUCCAAACCAGAUGCAUUAGAGCUGGGGUUGAAGUCUAGUUGUUUUUCUGAGAAAGUGAGGCUUAGAGGUUUCGUUUGGAUGUGCUGCAUGCAUCAGGCCACACCUGUACCCCUUCUUCCUGUUGCAUUGCCUCGUGAUUUUUUAAAUGAAUAGCUUUUGCAGUUGGGUUAAGCCAGGGAUGUUCAAUCUUUGGCCCUCCAGCUACGGUUGAACAGUUUGAGGCUGGAUGAGACUGAUCUGCAAGGCCACAGCUUGCUUAUCCCUGAUUUAACUGAUUUCAUGAGUCUUUCAGCUGUUAAAAGGUAUUUUGCUUUAAACCAAUAGCCUUCUGUAGUAAUUUAUGUGGAAUACAAACUAUACAGGAAGUAAUAUGUAAGGUUAUAAUUAGUGAUACAAUAUCGCUUUUUGUGACUUCAGCAUGUAUUUUUGCUAGCAUUGUGCUGUAAGAUUCAUAUUGCUUAUUAAUCAUUUGCUUUCACUUUUUUUUUUCCUUGAUUGGGGGGGAUUAAACUAAAAAUGCUCUUUUGCAACAUGACAAAAUUAUUCCUGACAUAUACACACACAUGUAAUCACAAACUUGUCUUUAGGAAAAUAUGGUAUAGCAAGUAUGUGCAACAGAAUCUUGUCAAAUAAAUACGAAGGAUAAUCCUUAACAAGGAACCUUUAAUUUAAAUAGACUUCUAUUUAGUUAAUCACUAUGUUAGUGAUAUUCUGGAACAAAUUGUUAUGCUAUGUCUUGACAAAAUUCCUGUAAAACUGUUUAGUGUAGCUUAUUUUGUAUGACAUUAUGCCAAAUUUAACCAAAUCCAUUCUGAGACACUUCCCUUGUAGUGAAGGCUUUUGAAGUGUGACUGACUCUUGGUGAUCUGUAUGGAGUAGACUGACUUCACUGGGUCUUCUUUUUUUUGCGAUAAUUUUCAAAAUUCACAUGCUAUUUAAAUUCAUUUUAACAGCCUUGUACAAACAGAUAAUCUUGAGUUUUUAUCUGUAGUUAUUUCUCCUUGGCACAGGAAAUAAAAAAACAAACCAUA
Molecule: messenger RNA, 3112 nt
Organism: Xenopus tropicalis (tropical clawed frog)
Lineage: Eukaryota; Metazoa; Chordata; Amphibia; Anura; Pipidae
Gene: ubqln1
Product: ubiquilin 1
Cellular component (GO): endoplasmic reticulum; perinuclear region of cytoplasm; cytosol
Source: RefSeq, marked provisional